Molecule: messenger RNA, 621 nt
Organism: Aspergillus udagawae
Lineage: Eukaryota; Fungi; Ascomycota; Eurotiomycetes; Eurotiales; Aspergillaceae
Exons: 2
Coding region: 1-621 (206 amino acids)
Source: RefSeq, a predicted model, not a curated record
AUGGAUAAGGGUCCCAGAUAUCGUGACACAGUACUCCCGUUUUCUCUUCAACCACCACCUGGAAGCCUCGUCACGUACCAGGCAGCACUAGUAUCAGAAGUUGAGGAAAAUGAAGAGCACACCGCGGGGAGUCCUUCCAAGACUGAAAGUGACACCCCAUCAUCUCUACAGCCGAAAUUGCUCCGCAAGAAGCGAAAUGAAACUGUCUACCCAUCACAAGAUGUGACAGUGGCGAAGGAAAAUCCAAGCCUCGGUCAUUCAAAUCGAAUCAAGAAGACCGUUACGGAGAAAGAAGUUUGGCAGAAAUACCGACGGUUCUGGGAGUCAGACCAGGCAGGCAAGGGUAUUGUUGCUCAUGACAACUCUAUUGAACACAAUAUUAUGGUCAUAAAGAAAUUCAAGAUGCAUGCAAGCAGGGGCCAGCAUGAACAACUCCUCAAGGUCAUGGGUGAUAAACCUUCCAAUAUUGUCCGCAUUCAGGACGUCUUUGUGUGCGACUUGUCUGUCUAUUCCGUGUAUGAAUCGCUUGAAAGUUCCUUACACCAUAUCCAGGCAACCUGUCUGCAAGAAAUAACCGAGAUUGAGCUAGCAAUAAUUGCAAAGGAAUAUCAAGCUGGGUGA